CUCCAUAACACCUCUCCCCCGACCUCUCCCCCCACUACUCCAAUCAACCAACCACACCACCACCACCACCCCCAACCUGAACCCGCAAUGAAACUCACCGCCACCCCCGCCGAGUUCCAAACGCACUCGGUACGCCUACUUCGCGCAUACCCGUCGAGCACGAAAGUGACCACGACGUACCACUCGUCGGCGACGGGCAAGGGCGCGCUGACUCUGAAGACGUACGAUCCUGUGUCCGGCGUCGUGAUCAAGUUCUCGACCACAAAGAUUGCCGAUGUCGGCCGGUUGGUUGCUGGGUUGCAACGGCUCGCCAGGGAGCAGAUUGGUGUGCUGGAGGAGGAGAGGGAGGAUGUGGUGAUGGCUGAGGCGAACGAAAAGGAGGUUGCUACGCCCGCUGCGGCUGCGGCGCCUGCGACACCGGCACCUGCGACACCGGCACCAGCACCGACACCGGCAGAUGGUGGCGCGGCAAAGGGGAAGGGCAAGAAGAAGAAGGGGAAGAAAUGAGCGGCGGAUAUGCGGACGAGACGAAUUGUGGGUUUUUAUGCGACAACACGAUAGCACGACCGAAUAUCUGCUACUACAAUGCUGCACUCGGGGUAGUCAAACAAUCGUAUUCGAUA
Molecule: messenger RNA, 623 nt
Organism: Tricharina praecox
Lineage: Eukaryota; Fungi; Ascomycota; Pezizomycetes; Pezizales; Pyronemataceae
Product: signal recognition particle 9 kDa protein-domain-containing protein
Exons: 2
Coding region: 88-507 (139 amino acids)
Biological process (GO): SRP-dependent cotranslational protein targeting to membrane
Cellular component (GO): signal recognition particle, endoplasmic reticulum targeting
Source: RefSeq, a predicted model, not a curated record